This is a messenger RNA of Anolis sagrei ordinatus, 2229 nucleotides long. The record is from RefSeq and is a predicted model, not a curated record. NCBI's taxonomy places the organism in Eukaryota, Metazoa, Chordata, Lepidosauria, Squamata, Anolidae.
AAGAACUGUACCCAAGCGCCUGGGAUGAUAUAGAAGGACUCCAUGAAACAGAAUAAGCAAGCAUGGAGGAGCGAGGCGGCACUGUCUCUUGGGGAGCAAGCGGACCGCCCAGUCCUUCCUACGAAGCCACAAGGGAGAACGGCAGCCUCCUUGGGAAAAGCUCCGAUCUCUCGACAGCGCUUGGAAAGUUGAAACACGAGGAGGGCUUCACAGACAGUCAUUACAACGACCAUUUGAGCGACAGUCGAUUAGGGCCCAGUGACGGAUUGUCCCCGACGCCGUUUGUGAACUCCGGCCUGAUAGGAAAAUCAUCAGAAAGAAGCCCUUUCCCGUUGUUUGGUCGGGAGCCUGGACUCUCCGCCUGUCAGGCCAACCUCCUCCGGCCAGACAUUGGCCUCGGAAGCCCGGGCCCCGUCUCCUCCUCCUCCUCUUCCUCGUCCUCAGGAAAAGCCGGGACACCGUACUUCCCGUUUUCCACCGCCACCGCCAACCCACGGCGAAGGCCGCUCCGCGAUUCCUCGUCUUCUCUGGAUACUCUCCAGACCAAGAAAGUCAGGAAGGUGCCGCCGGGCUUGCCUUCUUCGGUCUACGCGCCGUCCCCAAAUUCAGAUGACUUUAAUCGGGAAUCUCCAGGCUACCCGUCUCCAAAGCCACCCAGCAGUAUGUUUGCCAGCACUUUCCUUUUACAAGAUGGGACCCACGCGGCCUCUGACCUUUGGAGCCCUUCCAACGGGGUGAGCCAAGCGGGAUACGGAGCCAUGCUGGAAGGAGCCGCCGUUUCCCACGCCGCACACGCCAGCAGCUUUGCCAGCCGACACGCUCACGAGCGCCUGAGCUACCCCCCGCACUCGGUCUCGCCCUCGGAUCUCAGCACCAGCCUUCCUCCAAUGUCCAGCUUCCACAGAGGCGGCAGCAGUGGUUCGUCCUACGCGGCAGCCUCCCACACCCCACCGGUCAAUGGAUCCGACAACAGCAGUGUUCUGGUCAACAGAGGCAACGCGACCGGAAGCUCUCAGACGGGGGACGCCCUCGGGAAGGCCCUGGCCUCUAUUUAUUCUCCUGACCACACCAGCAGUAGCUUUCCUUCCAAUCCCUCCACGCCGGUUGGAUCCCCCUCGCCCCUCGCAGGUGCCAGCCAGUGGUCCCGGGCCGGAGGACAGGCCCCUUCCUCGCCCAGCUAUGAGAACUCCCUGCACUCCUUGAAAAACCGCGUUGAGCAGCAACUUCACGAGCAUUUGCAAGAUGCUAUGUCCUUCUUAAAGGAUGUCUGUGAGCAGUCGCGGAUGGAAGACCGCUUGGACCGCCUGGACGACGCCAUCAAUGUUCUGCGGAACCACGCGGUGGGGCCUUCCACCAGCUUGGCCGGGGCCCACGUCGCCGACAUCCAGAGUCUGCUGGGAGCCGCCCACAACGGGCCCAUGGGCAGCUUGAGCGCCGGCUAUGGAGCCACCAGCCUUGCCGCCGCAGCUGCUCGACCAGUCUCCUCGCUGGUCAACGCACACCGAGAAGAUGGCGUCAGCCUUGCCAGCAGCCAUUCGGGACUGCCCUCCAUGCUCCCGGCCCAGAACGCGGACGUGAACCACAAGGCGCAAGACAGCUAUAGAGUGCUGUCGGCUGCCUUGGGCCCCGCGGAGAUCAAGUCGGAGCACAAGGAGAAAGACGAGAGCGCGCAUGACGGGGCUUCUUCGGACGACAUGAAGUCCGAUGACGAGUCCUCCCAAAAGGAUAUCAAGAUUUCGUCCAGAGGAAGAACGAGCAGCACCAACGAAGACGAGGACCUGAACCCGGAGCAGAAGCUGGAGCGCGAGCGGGAGCGGCGGAUGGCCAACAACGCCCGAGAGCGCCUCCGGGUGCGAGACAUUAACGAGGCCUUCAAGGAGCUGGGCCGGAUGUGCCAGCUGCACCUGAAGAGCGAGAAGCCCCAGACCAAGCUGCUCAUCCUCCACCAGGCCGUGGCCGUCAUCCUCAGCCUCGAGCAGCAAGUCCGGGAGAGGAACCUCAACCCCAAAGCAGCCUGCCUUAAGAGAAGGGAAGAAGAGAAGGUUUCUGCCGUAUCGGCAGAGCCCCCGCCUCCGCACCCAGGAAGCCACCCUGGCCUUAGUGAAACUACAAACCCUAUGGGUCACAUGUGAGCACCAGCCAGAAUUCCAGAUUGACGGGGAGGAGGCCCAGGCGAAGGACCCUUUCUGCACAGGACACAGACUGGAAACCCCCCUCAACGAAGACGAC